AUGGCGAUGGUGGAGGACGUGGGGAGGGGAGAGCGUAGGAAGGGGGGGGUUCUGACUUUAAUACUGCCGGUACGGUACUCUCCUGCGGUGCUUGUACGACUUUUGAGGGUCAUAGCGGCUGUGUACUACACCUCCCCGGGAGGCUGCGCUAGGCUGAUUAGAACAGGGCUAUGAUGGGUUGGUUUCUUUUAACGGCCUCCUUUCUUUUUCCCUUUUUGGUCUUAUUGUGCGUUGUGCUUUUUUCUAUCCUGCGUCCUGGGAGGAAACACUUGUUUUGCAUUCUACUUGUAUGAGCUGGCUCUGCUUUUUUUCUCACUUAUCGCUUCCGCUAUUUUCUUUCUCACCCUAACGAUGAAAUGAUUGCUCCUCCCGGGGCGUGUACAGUAUUGUGGUUCAUUCGGAAAAUUUUGGGACGCAAUGAGGUUCCGUGAGAAAG
Messenger RNA from Tuber melanosporum (Perigord truffle), 436 nucleotides. RefSeq lists its product as uncharacterized. The transcript has a single exon. The record is from RefSeq and is a predicted model, not a curated record. NCBI's taxonomy places the organism in Eukaryota, Fungi, Ascomycota, Pezizomycetes, Pezizales, Tuberaceae. The coding region runs from base 1 to 174 and encodes 57 amino acids.